CCUUGGGGCCUUCCGUAACUGGGCGGCGGCAGGCAUGGCCGGGACCCCCGCGCCAGGCAGCAGGAGGCGCAGCGGGCCUCCGGCACCUAGUCUUGGCCUGCCUCCCAGCACCGGGCAUCCCCCCAACAAGCGAGCCCGAGGCUUACCCGCGCCCCCAGCCCCAGACCUGGAAGACCCGUUCGGCGCGCAAGGGGAUUUCACUGCCGACGACCUGGAGGAACUCGACACCCUCGCGUCACAGGCCCUGAGCCAAUGCCCGGCCGUGGCUCGGGAUGUGUCCAAUGUUCAUAAGGUCCCCAGAUUAGAUGGGAUGUCAAAACAUUCUUCAGACAAAAACAGAGAAGGUGUUCCAGUUAAAGAUAACUUUGAAUUAGAGGUACUUCAAGCACAAUACAAAGAGCUUAAAGAAAAGAUGAAGGCAAUGGAAGAAGAAGUUCUCAUUAAAAAUGGAGAAAUUAAAAUUUUGCGGGACUCACUGCAUCAGACAGAAUCUAUUCUGGAAGAACAGAGAAGAUCACAUUUCCUUCUUGAGCAAGAGAAAACUCAAGCGCUCAGUGAGAAAGAAAAGGAAUUCUCCAAAAAGCUCCAAUCAUUGCAGUCUGAACUCCAGUUUAAAGAUGCAGAAAUGAAUGAAUUAAGGACAAAACUUCAGAGCAGUGAACGAACAAAUAAACUAGCUACUCCCUUCGUUUCCCACGUCAGUCCUAGGAAAAGCCCCUCUGUGGCUAUAAAGCCAGAAGUAUGUUCUCCAGAAUUUGGGAAACCAUCUUUCCCUACAAAGGAGUCUUUUACUGCUAACAUGUCCCUUCUCCAUCCCUGCCAGACAGAGCCAGGAUAUAAGUCCAUAGUGGGCAGAGAGGUUUCAGAGAACAAGACCCACAACUUGGGAGCUGAUGCCAUAAAGCAAGAAAAGUCACAGAAAGGGCUUGUUGACAGCUGGAGGCAGAGAUCGAACACUCAAGGUUCCAUUUUGAUAAACCUUCUCUUGAAGCAGCCUUUGAUCCCAGGAUCAUCCCUAGGUCUGUGCCACCUCCUGAGCAGUUAUUCUGAGGCUCCUCCUAGCACCCUCUUGCAGCCACCAGGAUUUGGCAGCAUCUUAUCUGGGAUUUCAGGCCUGAGGCCCACAGGUUCUCGAGAUGGAUCAUUUUCCCUCUCAGCCUUGAGAGAAGCACAGAACCUAGCACUCACUGGACUGAAUCUGGUUGCCCGGAAUGAGGGCUCAUGUGAUGAAGACCCAGCAGAGGGAGGCAAAAGGGCCUUCCCGCUCUGUCAGCUUCCUGGAGCUGUGCAUCUCCUCCCCUUGGUACAGUUCUUUAUCAGCUUACACUGCCAGACUCUACAGGAUUUGGCAGCAGUCAAGAGAAGCGGAGCACCUGGGGACUCUCCGACACAUUCCUCUUGCAUGAACUCCGGGGUAGAGGCCAGCCCCGAGGACUCACUUUGCAACCUAGAAGGCUUUUCUGUGGCUUCACUUAGUGUUCUGCAGCACCUGGUGUGCCACAGCGGAGCAGUUGUCUGCCUGUUACUCUCUGGAGUGGGGGCAGAUUCUUUUGCUAGAGAAGGAAGCCAAAGUCUGAUUCAUGGACAUAAUCAUGGGGAUGUCACCUCAGCCCCAAUGGGGCUUGCCAGUGACCAAGACCAGCAUCCACUAUUGAAGAUGCUUCUUCACCUGUUGACUUUCUCUUCUGCAGCAACAUGUCACCUUCAAGCCAGUGUCCUCAGCCAGUGCCUUAAGGUUUUGGUGAAACUAGCUGAAAAUGCUUGCUUUGAUUUCUUGCCCAGAUUCCAAUGUGUGUUCCGGGUGCUGCCACAAUGUCUCAGCCCAGAGACGCCCCUGCCUAGUGUGCUGCUAGCUGUUGAGCUGCUGUCCCUCCUGGCAGACCACGAGAAACUUGUGCCUCAGCUCUGUUCCCAGUCAGAAGGCUGCCUCCUCCUGCUGCUGUACAUGUACAUCACGUCAAGGCCUGACAAAGCUGCUUUGGAGACACAGUGGCUUCAGCUGGAACAAGAGGCCGUGUGGCUCCUGGCUAAGCUCAGUGUACAGAGCUCCUCCUCCCCGGUCACUGGCUCCGACUGUCAGUGCAAUGUGGAGGUGGUCAGAGCACUCACAGUGAUGCUGCACAGACAGUGGCUGACGGUGCGGAGGGCAGGGGGGCCCCCCAGGACUGACCAGCAGAAGCGAACGGUGCGGUGUCUGCGGGACACAGUGCUGUUGCUGCACAGCCUGUCCCAGAAGGACAAGCUCUUCACUGUGCACUGCGUGGAGGUCCUGCAUCAGUAUGACCAGGUCAUGCCAGGUGUCAGCAUGCUGAUUCGAGGGCUUCCUGACGUGACAGACUGUGAAGAGGCGGCUCUGGAUGACCUCUGUGCUGCUGAGACCGAUGUGGACGACUCUGAAAUGGACUGUAGCUGAGCCACAUGGUGGCACUAGCACCACUAUUUUCCUCACCUCAUCAACUGAUUAAAAGCCUUGCGGCUUGUGUGGCACUUGUUUCAGGAGUCUGAUCUGCCUUGGCUGAGUGGGAGGGAUGGAGCAGGA
This is a messenger RNA of Condylura cristata (star-nosed mole), 2539 nucleotides long. RefSeq names its product ATR interacting protein (gene ATRIP). The record is from RefSeq and is a predicted model, not a curated record. Lineage: Eukaryota; Metazoa; Chordata; Mammalia; Eulipotyphla; Talpidae. Gene Ontology annotation, biological process: DNA damage checkpoint signaling; DNA repair. The transcript has 13 exons. Bases 35 to 2413 code for a protein of 792 amino acids.